Molecule: messenger RNA, 2098 nt
Organism: Gongylonema pulchrum
Lineage: Eukaryota; Metazoa; Nematoda; Chromadorea; Rhabditida; Gongylonematidae
Source: the annotation of a GenBank genome assembly
UUCAUUUAGAUUGCAGUUUUUGAGCUCAGUCUUUUCCGAGUUUUAAAUUUUUAUAGACUAUGCUGGUUUCGUGCGCAUCCGUUAUGUCAGUGAUCGCGAUUUGCAAUCAGCUCGAUUUGCAUGUCAUUACAUUGCCGGCCUGACUAUCGAUGGUUAUCUGUUGUUUUGGAACGCAUCAACCAGUAUGCUGCUCCGGUCCCUUAAACUGCUGGAGGAUGGUGAGAAGGCGAUUGAUUUUAUGUUGCUUGAUUUCACGCUGGAGAAGGAGGCAAAACUUAGUGAGAAUUGCAAAGUGGUGCUACUUUCGAAAGCAAUGGACGACACCUAUCGACUUCAAAUAAUAUUGCUGGGACUUGGCGAAGUAAUUUAUACAAAAAUGGUGGACAGCUCGACACAGUUGGUGGACAGAGCAACACACGAAGAGGGCUUGAUAGUUUUUGUUCAGAUUAUUUACAAAGCUCGUAUUGAACAUUUUGUGGAAAUGAAUAAACUGAAUGCAGGUGCACUGGAUACUUCGGACGCUGAUAAUUUCUUCGUUUGGGUGAAGAAUAUCUCCGAUCAGGACUGGGAAAGCUUGGAACGACACGAAUCUUUAGAAAUGAAUUUAUGGACCGAAUUUCUCAGCGGUUUCUCCUGGGAAAAUAUUUUGCAAAAAUUUUGCAAAAUUGGGCGUUUUUGCGAAGCUCGUUUAUUGUGGGGCCGUUAUCGCACAGUUUUAGAAGGAUGGAUCAAAGAACCAGGGAGAUUUGUGGAGUUCAUUGAAGAUAUCGAUCACGUUUUAUGGGAGAGAACCAUCCAGUGCGACAUGAUGGGAGCAUUGAAAUUUUUGGAGGAGGAUGUCAUUCCAGUUGCCCUGCUCAAUGAUCCAGUAGUUUGUUGCACCAGUUCCACUCAUUUCCUAAUGAAUCUUGCACGCCUCAUGGAGACAAAGCAGCCACAGAAAUUUCCUGGAAAUUCGCUGCAAAUUGCAUCAACAAUGGAACGCGUUAUCCAGAAUCUAAUUAAUUCUUCUAAAUCUCCCUCCUAUCAGGCUCAUGUUGCAUAUGCUUUAUCGAUGAUUCGAUGUGAUUCGAGCGAUCCCGAUGCUUUAAUGGGAGACUUGAACACGUAUGUCAAAAACUUACGUGAAAUGGUGAAACUCAAAGAUGUUUAUCAGUGUGCAAUGAGUUAUAACGAUUAUCAGGAACAAACGGUGGAAUCGAUCUGUUAUCUGAUCUUGGAAAGAGUGAGAAAUGUGCAGUUGAUUAAAAGAAACCUGGAUGAAUAUGCGAGACCUUAUAUGGAGGAAUAUAAGCUGGAUCCGGAUCGUACACUUUACAAUUACACCGCGAAAAUUUCAAGUAACUAUGCUGGUGUUGUUUCAUCUUCAAAUCCUUGGGACGAGCGAUGCUUGGCGGUGGCUGAAGGCAUAUCAAACAUCGGUUUACGUUGUGAAGCAUUAAUUGGCAUAGCAAAACGUGCUCAUCCACCAUGGACCAAACAACUCUCGACUGCUGUAUAUGCGAUGCUCAAUAGUCCCCUGAUUGAAUUCCAGAUGUACGAAUUUAUAAUCUUUUGCUUGUUUUUCACGGCAUCUCGUCUACAGCGUGAAUGUGAUGUUGCUGCACUGGGAGAAAUGAUGAUGCGCUAUCAGAUUCCGUUCCAUACGCUUGAGCUGUAUUUGACGCACACGCAUACAUUUUCAAAGGCAAUUGAAUUCAUAUUUCGACAGGGUUCCAUGGAAACGGAACCACAACGAAUCCUUGCCGAUGCUUUGAAGAUAACUGAAUUAGCAAAUAAACUACACAAAGGAUUGAUGGAAAGUCACGAAUGUAUCUUUCAUUACUGCUUUUAUCUGAUCAAAACAAAGGGAGACGAGCAAUGGUUUGUGGAUGUUUUUCAAUGUCUUAAUGAUCUAAGCGAGGCGGACCGAGAUCGAGUGAUCGCGCAUCUUAAAUCCUAUGUGGAGGCGGCCCUGAGUAGUCCAUUUUUGCUGAAAACGGAGCUUCACCGAAUUGCAAAUGCUCUAAUGGUUGAAGAAAAUCAAAUGUUUGAAGUAGCAGUAGACUGUGCAUUGAGUAAACGAAAUCCAGUAGCCGCACUGGAAUAUGCGAAGUAA